AUGUUAUACCUUGGACUACUCCUUUCUCUGAGCCUGGCAAAGGGUGAAAAUUGCCAUAUUCUGGGAAAUCCAGCAUAUCCUCUACUGUCGAAAGAUGGAGAUGUAACAAUUGGAGCUAUCUUUUCAAUCCAUGGUGGUACACAAAUGCAAUCACUGCCAUACACUGAAAAACCUCAACCUUUAAUUUGCAUAAGAUUCAACCUCAGAGAAUUCCGGCUUGCUCAGACAAUUGCUUUUGCAGUUGAUGAAAUCAACAAAAGCAACAGCUUGCUCCCAAAUAUCACGCUUGGUUACAGAAUUUAUGACAAUUGUGACUCAAGAUUGUUGUCUAUGAAGGCAGCCAUGGCUUUCUUGAAUGGUAUGGAUAUAACAGCGCAUGAUGGCUGUUCUGGACAAGCAGCAGUACAAGCCAUCAUAGGGGAGUCAGAGUCUACUCCUACUAUCGCACUCACAAGAACUACAGGGCCUUUUAAGAUCCCAGUGAUAAGUCAUGCUGCCACAUGUGACUGUUUGAGCAACAGGAAAGAUUACCCCUCUUUUUUCAGGACUACUACGAGUGACUACUACCAGUGUAGAGCAUUGGCAUAUUUGAUCAAGCACUUUGGCUGGUCUUGGGUGGGAACUGUGAACAGUGAUAAUGACUAUGGCAACAAUGGAAUAGCCAUUUUUCUUGAAGCAGCCAAAGAGGAAGGGAUAUGUGUUGAGUACUCUGAGAAGUUUGAGCGGUCAGAUUCUGCCAAAAUCAGGAAAGUGGUCAAUAUUAUUAAGAAAGGCACAGCCAGAGUAAUUAUCUUAGUUCUGGCUCAAAUUGACAUGAACAAUCUCAUAGACCACCUUAUUCUGAAGAAUGUCACUGGCUACCAGAUUAUUGGUGGUGAAGGAUGGAUUACAGCAGUCAACCUAGCAACACCAGCAACUUACAACAUAUUCAGUGGAGCAAUUGGUCUUGAUGUGGGAAAACUGAACAUUAAUAGUUUUGCUGACUAUGUUGUCAAUGGAUUUUGGCAAACAUUGUAUCCUUGCCUACAUACAGAGGUUAAUGUUUCUCAAACUGAAAACUGCAGGAAAUAUGAAGAUAUGAUUACAUUUGAAAACUACAAUGAAGACAUAUCAGAAUUGAGAUAUGCAAAAAAUAUCUACAAUGCAGUUUAUGCUGUGGCGCAUGCUCUGCGCAACCUGUUGAGAUGUACAGAAAAUCAGACUUGUGAGAAAGAACAAACAAUACAACCAUGGCAGGUUGUUGAGUCUCUAAAAAAAGUCAAUUUUAAAACAAAAUUGGGAGAACAGGUGUGGUUUGACAGUACUGGGGCUACAGCAGCAAAAUAUGAUGUGGUAAACUGGCAACCAGGGUUCAAUGGAGAAGUGCAGUUUAAAGUUGUGGGCUAUUAUGAUGGCUCUUUGCCAAUUGGACAACAAUUUGUCCUAAAUGAUGAAGAUAUUGUCUGGGCUGGAGAGACAAGAGAGCCAAGGUCUGUGUGCAGUGAGAGCUGUCCUCCAGGCACUAGAAAAGCAGUACAGAAUGGAAGGCAUAUCUGUUGCUAUGACUGUAUACCAUGUGCAGAGGGAGAGAUUAGUAACCAGACAGAUUCAAAUAACUGCGACCAGUGUCCAGGAGAAUAUUGGUCUAAUGCUGACAGAGAUAAAUGUAUGUUAAAAGUCAUAGAGUUUCUUUCAUUUACAGAGGUUAUGGGGAUAAUACUGGUACUUUUUUCUUUGUUUGGUGCUACAUUAACUGUGCUAGUGGCUAUUUUAUUUCUAAUAGAAAAGGACACUCCCAUUGUUAAGGCCAACAAUUCUGAGCUGAGCUUCAUGCUGUUGUUCUCCUUGACUCUGUGUUUCCUCUGUUCACUUACUUUCAUUGGGCAGCCCUCUGAGUGGUCCUGUAUGCUGCGUCAUCCAGCAUUUGGGAUCACAUUUGUCUUCUGUAUCUCCUGUCUACUGGGAAAAACAAUAGUGGUGUUAAUGGCCUUUAGGGCUACACUUCCAGGCAGUAAUGUCAUGAAAUGGUUUGGGCCUCUACAGCAGAGACUCACUGUUCUUGCUUUCACUUUCAUACAGAUCCUUAUUUGUGUAAUUUGGCUAAUAGUUUCUCCUCCUUUCCCCUACAAGAACAUGAAUUACUACAAGGAAAAGAUUAUAUUAGAAUGUAACUUGGGCUCAGAGAUAGGUUUCUGGGUGGUGCUGGGUUAUAUAGGAGUUCUUGCCUUCUUGUGCCUUGUUUUGUCUUUUCUAGCUAGAAACCUUCCAGAUAAUUUUAAUGAAGCUAAAUUCAUCACGUUCAGCAUACUAAUAUUCUGUGCAGUGUGGAUUACCUUUAUUCCAGCUUAUGUCAGCUCUCCUGGAAAAUUUACUGUUGCUGUGGAGAUAUUUGCGAUUUUGGCCUCCAGUUUUGCUUUACUAUUCUGUAUAUUUACACCUAAAUGUUAUAUUAUUCUGUUUAAACCUGAACUAAACACAAAGAAAAAUAUGAUGGGUAAAAUGGCAUCUAAAUCACUUUAA
Molecule: messenger RNA, 2499 nt
Organism: Neoarius graeffei (lesser salmon catfish)
Lineage: Eukaryota; Metazoa; Chordata; Actinopteri; Siluriformes; Ariidae
Product: extracellular calcium-sensing receptor-like
Exons: 6
Coding region: 1-2499 (832 amino acids)
Biological process (GO): G protein-coupled receptor signaling pathway
Cellular component (GO): membrane
Molecular function (GO): G protein-coupled receptor activity
Source: RefSeq, a predicted model, not a curated record